Messenger RNA from Trematosphaeria pertusa, 351 nucleotides. RefSeq lists its product as uncharacterized. Bases 1 to 351 code for a protein of 116 amino acids. NCBI's taxonomy places the organism in Eukaryota, Fungi, Ascomycota, Dothideomycetes, Pleosporales, Trematosphaeriaceae. The record is from RefSeq and is a predicted model, not a curated record. The transcript has a single exon.
AUGUCCACUCCAAAUCCCACACCACCCCCAUUUCCAACCGCUCUGGCAGACCUCGUAGCCCUUCGCCGCCGCCACCGGCGCUUCUACAACCUCCAAACUAAGCUCCUCGGUUGGGGGAUUACGCCCGCCGAAGUGCGCGAGCUCGACUUGAGGAAUGAAGAGCUGCUCGAGCAAGGGUACGAUACGCAUUAUGACUCAAUGCGGGAGCGGCUCAGGGAGAUAGAUGAGUUGGAACAGCAGCUGCGGAGGGAGAUGUGGAUCGAGGAGCGUAGGAAGCGUGAGCAGGAGAAGGAGAAGGAGAAGGAGCAGGAGCAGGAGCAGGAGGAGAAGGAGAAUAGAGGGGCGCAGUGA